CCAGAAAAUAUAUCACGAUACUUUUACUUUCUAGUUCGUGUGCUUUAUAGCUAUUGGUAAGCGACGCAUUCCACAUCAUCAAGUACAACUGCUUUCCACACCAUCAAGUACAACUGCCUUACGUGUUUUCACCUCUUGUUUCUUGUUUCAAUUAUCACAAGCACUAUUUCCAUCACCGUAUUCUCGAAACAAAAUGUCGUUGGAGCUGCCGGGCAAAGAUAAGUUUUUCAUUUUGCUGCGUGGAAUUUCGGGCGUCGGGAAGACGAAACUGGGCCGAGACAUCUGUGCCGCCUUGUCGUCCACGGUGAAAUGCGUCCACGUCAGCAAUGACUUUUACUUUGAGGAAACCGGCAUGCCGUGGAGCUUCGGCGCCGUUCAAUUCCAGGCGAUUCCGGACGUGCGCCGCAAAGUGCAACAAGCAGUGAAAGACCGCGCGCGCGUCAUUAUUUGCGACAAUUGGAACCUGAAGACGCCGGGGGGUGAUGGCUGGAGCGGCGACGCGCUUGGCGAACUGUGGGACUUAACAGUCCGGGACGGAGGCUAUCAGCCCAUCGUGGUGGAGUUUAAUCUUUCGAGUUUGAAGGAGGCUGAAGCUGCGGUGGCGCGCAACCACCGGCCAGGAAUGGAAACGCCACAAAAAAUUGCCCGCAAGAAUUGGAUGGUCAUGGGGCACCUUCCGGAUGACUGGGACGAGGCAGUGCCGGACGACUGUUACAUCGAAGUCGAAAAAAUGAACCGCGACGAAAAACUCGCCAGGCAGAUUUUGGACCUCAUGGGGGCGGUCGCCCCUAAGAAGAAGACCCCCCGGACUAAGCAGGCGAGCCGUUCAGCCGAAGCUAAAACGCCGAAGAAGAGCACAAAAUCGCGCAGCAAGAGCAGUGCCGCGACCCCCAAAACAACAAAAAAGGCGAAGGCGACAAGAAAGAAUAAAAAGUAGCUGCCCAUUGGAACGCCGAGGCUGUACACAGGCGGCAGUGUAUCGCACCCAUUCAAAAGAACGCUUCCCAUUAUUUCAGCGAUCGCACUUUUUCGAUGACCCGCAUUCUUUGUAUUGCGUCACUUCUCAGGAGGCAAGCGGUCCUCAUGUUCGAACGCGAGAUGUAGCACCUACUUUUUUUUGGCAAUGUUUCUGAUCCUCAGUG
Amoebophrya sp. A120 is the source of this 1142-nucleotide messenger RNA. NCBI's taxonomy places the organism in Eukaryota, Dinophyceae, Syndiniales, Amoebophryaceae. The record is from the annotation of a GenBank genome assembly.